CUCAUGGCCGUAUCGAGCAUACAGAGUGACAUGGGAAAAGCCAGGAGUGAAGCAUUAUCGGCAUGUACAUCUGUGGAAACUAUGGGCAGCACAAUGGCCUCCAUGCCGCACUAUCUAGCACAAGGGACCAACGAGCUGGCGGUAAAGACAGUCAAUGCGGCGAUCAACGGGCUCGAGAGUGUGCUGAUGCUCUCUCUAACGGCCGUGGAAGAGUUGGUUGUCUUCUUCAUCAAGGUCAUGUAUCAGACCUACCUUUGCCUCUUCACGCUGGUCGUGCGAGGCGCGGUCGAGAUCGGAGUCAGCGUCCUGGAAGACGCCGCCGAUUUCCUCAACUCGACCAUCAAGACCGUCGGCGAAGAUAUCGGCAAGACUGUCGACACGUUUGAAGACACGCUCAACGGCUUCCUCAAGAAAGUCAACACCGUCCUCAGUGCAGUCGGCACGAGCGUCCCGUCUCUCAAUCUCACCGACUCCAUCAACAGCCUCGAAAACGCCCACCUUCCAUCGUCCAUCGACGAGAGUCUCGACAAACUGAAUAGCUCGAUUCCCACCUUCGACGAAGUCAGCAACUUUACCGAGAACGUGCUUCGGUUCCCGUUUGAGGAGGUCAAGAAACUGAUCAAUGGCUCCCUCGGUGAAUACAACUUCAACACCUCGGCGCUCUCCGUGCCGGCAAAGAAGAAACUUACCUUCUGCGACUCCAACGACGGAAUUAACUCCUUCUUCACGGGAGCCACCGAUGUCGCUCUCACAGCGCGAAAGAUAUUCAUCGCCAUCCUCGUAAUCGCCGCCAUCCUGGCCUGCGUCCCCAUGGCAUGGCAGGAGAUCCGGCGUUGGCGGCACAUGAAGGAACGCUCGCAGCUGGUGCGCAAGGAAGCCCACGACCCGAUGGACGUGGUCUAUAUCGUGUCGCGUCCCUACACAGCGGCCGCGGGGAUCAAAGCCGCCAGCCGGUUCAGCAACAGCCGGGCCCAGAUCCUGGUCCGGUGGACGAUUGCCUACGCGACGACGCCCGCGGCACUGUUCGUGCUAUGUCUGGCCCUUGCCGGCCUCCUCUCCUGCCUGUGCCAAUACCUGCUCCUCUCUGCCGUCAAACGCACCGUCCCAGAGCUCUCCCAGGAAGUCGGCGAAUUUGCUGACAAAGUGGUCGACGCGCUGGCCAACAGCUCAGCGGAAUGGGCCAACAACACCAACACGGCGAUCCUGCACGUCGACUCGCAGAUCAACACCAACGUUCUGGGCUGGGUGAACACCAGCACCACCGCCCUGAACGACACCCUCAACACCUUCGUCGACAAGACCAUCGACGUCCUCAACGGCACCUUCGGCGACACCAUCCUGUACGACCCCCUCCUGGAAGUCUUCAACUGUCUCAUCGGCCUGAAGGUCGCCAGCGUCCAGAAGGGCCUCACCUGGGUCCACGACCACGCCCACGUCGACUUUCCGCUUUUCCCAAACGACACCUUCUCCCGCGGCGCCACCUCUUCUCUCAACGACACCAACAACCCCUCAGACAGCUUCCUCGCCGAAGCCGGCGACAACACCUCUAACAAGAUCACCGAGGUCGUCAACAAGAUGAUCACCGCCCUCGAGAAGGGCAUCCGGCUGGAAACCAUCAUCGCCUCCUUUAUCCUCCUAGUCUGGGUGAUCAACGCCCUGUUCGGCGUGAUCCGCGCCCUGAUCCUCUUCGCGAAGAAGGACAAAACCCGCGGCGAGGGCGGGCCCGCCCCCGUCUCCUCUAGACCUCACCCCUCCUCGCCCAGUCCUGGCCUCGGCCCGAAUGCCGGUUUCAUCGACGUGCCCUUGACAAGUCUGCCCCGACAGCAACAGCAGGAGCGGCAUUUCGGCUAUGCGAAUGAUGUUAAUGAUGGUGAUCAUGGCGCCGCGGCCCCGCGGUACGAGGUCGCCACGCAGGCCGGGCGCGAGCGCGCGGGCCCCAGUACCACGAUCAUGACGACCACUACUACGACCACUUCCUCCGAAGGGCUGGGCAUGUAUCCGGAUGAGAAGGUCGGGUUUGCGGGACAGCGGAACGCAUUGCGUGUGGACGGAGUGUCGGAUUUGAGGGGCAGUAGCUAUGUGGAGUAUGGGAUGGAGAAAAAUUGAGUUCUCCCCGCCUUGUCUCUCUACUUACCUAUCCUACCCUUGGUUUAUGGGUAAAGCUAGUUGAUUCGUGUCUUCGCAUUUCCUUCGGCGGUUUGGUGUUUUUUUCCCUAGCGCGGCUGUUCUGACUAUUACUUCUGGG
Messenger RNA from Aspergillus homomorphus CBS 101889, 2245 nucleotides. It is a transcript of the gene prm1, whose product is annotated as pheromone-regulated protein PRM1. The record is from RefSeq and is a predicted model, not a curated record. Lineage: Eukaryota; Fungi; Ascomycota; Eurotiomycetes; Eurotiales; Aspergillaceae. Gene Ontology annotation, cellular component: mating projection tip. The coding region runs from base 94 to 2106 and encodes 670 amino acids. The transcript has a single exon.